This is a messenger RNA of Cicer arietinum (chickpea), 1893 nucleotides long. The record is from RefSeq and is a predicted model, not a curated record. Lineage: Eukaryota; Viridiplantae; Streptophyta; Magnoliopsida; Fabales; Fabaceae.
AUGCGAGGCCAGUCUUCAACUGAACUUAUCUUUGAUCCAGAAAUCGAAAAAACAGCGAAAGCACAUCGAAAGGUGGCUCGAGAAAGGAGACAAAGGGAAAGACAUUUAGUUGUGGAAGAAGAGGUUUUUGGUGAUUCCGUCAUAGUUACUAAGAUGGACGAUCCACCACUACCAGAACGUACUCUCGGCGAGUAUGGGAAUCAGAAUAGAAAUCAUGCUCGAUUGCCCAUCCUGAAGGUGGAUGGUUUGUCUGAGGAAGGCAAGAGAAUGAAACUGUUUCCAUUUUCAUUGACAGAUGAUGCUAAGGAGUGGCUUCAUUCCUUUCCUGCUGACAACAUCACCACAUGGGAUGAUCUUGAAGAUAAUGAAGAUCCAAAGAUGAAAAAGGUUUUGGCCAUGUUGGAAGCAUCACCAUCCUACUCCCCCCGUUUUCCUACAAGAUGGGAGGAGUUGAAAGGGGAUGAAGAUAAGCCCUCAGAGAAAAAGACACCACUGAUUGAACUCAAGCAGUUGCCUCUUCAUUUGAAAUAUGUAUUCCUAGGUGAAGAAGAUAAGAAUCCAGCCAUAAUCAGUGCAAGUUUGAGUGAAUUGCAAGAAGAAAAGAUGUUGAGAAUUCUACGUAAGCAUAAGGGUGCCAUCAGUUGGUCCAUUGAGGACUUGAAGGGAAUAAGUCCGACUUUUUGUAUACACAAAAUCCUAAUGGAGGACAAUCACAAACCGGUAGUACAACCCCAAAGGAGAUUGAAUCCGGCAAUGAAAGAAAUGAUUAGGAAAGAAGUGGUAAAGCUCCUAGAAGCCGGACUCAUUUACCCCAUUUCAGACAGCCCUUGGGUGAGUCCCGUCCAAGUUGUACCAAAAAAGGGUGGAAUGAUCGUCAUCACAAAUGAAAAGAAUGAGCUAAUUCCUACACGAAUGGUUACAGGAUGGAGAGUGUGUAUUGACUAUAGAACAUUGAACAGCGCUACGAGGAAGGAUCAUUUCCCACUCCCUUUCAUUGAUCAGAUGCUUGAGCGGCUAGCCGACCAUGAGUAUUACUGCUUCCUAGAUGGCUAUUCGGGAUACAAUCAGAUAGUUGUGGCCCCCGAGGAUCAAGAGAAAACUGCAUUCACAUGUCCGUAUGGGGUGUUUGCAUAUCGGCGAUUGCCGUUGGGGCUGGGCAAUCCCCCUGCCACAUUUCAAAGGUGCAUGAUGUCCAUAUUCUCCGAUAUGAUUGAAAAACAUAUCGAAGUAUUUAUGGAUGACUUUUCUGUCUUUGGUUCAUCUUUUGAUAAUUGUUUGAGUAGUUUGUCUCUUGUAUUAGAAAGUUUGAAAAAUAAGUUGAUAACUGCUCCCAUUAUCAUUGCACCUGACUGGUCACUACCUUUUGAAAUCAUGUGUGAUGCAAGAUCGAAAGUUAUUGUUUACACUGAUCAUGCUGCCUUGAGGUAUUUGUUUACUAAGCAGGAAUCAAAACCAAGAUUACUUAGAUGGAUUCUAUUACUACAAGAAUUCGACAUUGAGAUCCGAGAUAAGAAGAGAUCAGAGAAUACUGUAGCAGAUCACUUAACUCGAUUGGAGAAUAUUAAGGAGGAUGAGGACAUUAGACCGAUUCAAGACCAAUUUGCCGAUGAGCACACCUUCGCUAUUGUCAUGGCACAUUGGUUCGCCGACAAUGCUAAUUUUAAGGUAGGUGAGGCAAUUCCAUCUGAUUUCACAUACCAACAACGAAAGAAGUUUAUCCAUGAUGCCAAAUUCUAUGUAUGGGAUGAACCUUUCUUGUACAAAAGAGGAGUGGAUGGUUUGUUGCGAAGGUGUGUGUCCGAGGAGGAGCAAGAAAAGGUAUUAUGGCACUGCCAUGACUCUGAUUAUGGGGGUCAUUUCAGUGGUGAUCGAACUGCAGCAAGAGUUCUCUAA